Messenger RNA from Carica papaya (papaya), 3510 nucleotides. The record is from RefSeq and is a predicted model, not a curated record. NCBI's taxonomy places the organism in Eukaryota, Viridiplantae, Streptophyta, Magnoliopsida, Brassicales, Caricaceae.
UUUCCCUCAGUAAUUAGGUUAUUUAUGUAAAUUCUGCCCCACACAUAAUAAAACCACACUUCUUUCUCACUUAUUUCACCAUAGGAGAACCCAGGGGUGGUCGAGCAGCUCUCCCGCAAGGAGACGUCGGCGGCUCCUUCGAUCAAUCAAACGCCUGGCUCUUCUGACGAUUACUUCGCGUUUUUGUAGAGACUUCAACCGAUGCUUUGACAGUCGGUAAUCGCAUUACUUUUGGUUCUAACUUUAGACGGAGGAAGAUAACAGAGAGACAUACUCAACUGCCUGCCGCACACUUAAUCUUUUGCAUAUUGUUUCGGUCAACUAGGUUUCAAGGGAGAAACAAGGGUUUUGAUUCAAUGGGUUCUAAGAAAAGAAGCAGUUCCCAUUCUGUGGAGGACGUGGAAAAUCAAGCAGAAAACAACAGGGAGCUGAAACCUUUGAAGAAGAAAAUGAGGAAGGAGAAGAACAAAGAUGAAGAAAACCCAGAAACUGUACAAGGAGACGAUGCAGCAGUUACUCCUUCUGGUGUCCCUGCUAGUUCCAACAAAGACAUGGAGAGGAAGAAGAAGAGAAAAGCGUUUGAUAAAGAGAGAAAGAGAGCUGCUUUGCAAGAUGAAGGAAUGGCGCAGCCUAAACCAUUGGAGGCAGAACCCAGACCUGAAGAGACUAGCGCAUCUCUAGCAUCUUCUUCCACUAGCGGAUUGCCGGAGUUCCAUAUCAGUGUUUUCAAGAACUUGGCUUCGGCUGAUGGUUCAGUGCGAGAAGAAGCAGUGGAAUCAUUAGUGAGGGAGUUGCAGGAAGUUCAGAAGGCAUAUGAGAGACUUGGAAAAAAGGAUUUGGUCAGCGAGGGCUUGAAACUAGAGGCGGACAAAGAUGAUGGUUUGAGUGAUUGUGCACCAUCUUUGAGAUAUGCUGUGCGCAGGCUAAUCCGAGGUGUUUCUUCUUCUCGAGAGUGUGCAAGACAAGGGUUUGCCUUAGGUUUGACUUUGUUGAUUGGCAAAAUUUCUAGCGUCAAAGUGGAUUCACUGCUGAAGCUUAUUGUUGAUUCUUUAGAAAUCUCUUCAUCAAUGAAAGGCCAGGAAGCAAGGGAUUGUUUGUUAGGGCGAUUAUUUGCUUAUGGUGCUCUAGCUCGAUCAGGAAGGCUAAGCGAAGAGUGGAUCUCUGAUAAGAAUACUCCUUACAUUAAGGACUUCACCAGUGUUCUUAUCUCUCUUGCAGCAAAGAAGCGAUACUUGCAAGAGGCUGCUGUAGCUGUCCUUUUAGACAUGGUUGAAAAGUUGCCUGUUGAAGCGGUGCUCAAUCAUGUUCUUGUAGCUCCAGGAUUGCAUGAGUGGUUUGAAGAAGCCACUGAUGUUGGAAAUCCCGAUGCAUUGCUUUUAGCAAUCAAAAUUCGAGAAAAGAUUUCUGUUGACAGCUCUGUGUUUGGCAAACUUCUGCCAAAUCCAUACAGCCCAAGCAAUAUUUUUGCUGCUGACCAUCUUUUAUGUAUUGUAAACUGCUUAAAGGAAUCUACCUUCUGUCAGCCUCGAGUUCAUAGUGUAUGGCCUGCUCUCAUAAACAUUCUCUUACCUGAAACUGUUCUACAAACUGAAGAUUCAUUUUUGAUUGCUAAUUCUUUGAAGAAGUACAAAAAAGGUCGCAGGUCUAGUUCUUCAGAAGAAGAAAUUGCCAAGAACAUUCAAUGCUUUUAUGAAGUUAUCAUAGAAGGAUCCCUUCUUCUUUCAUCUCAUGACCGUAAGCACUUGGUAUUUGAUAUUGUGCUCCUUCUCUUACCAAAGCUGCCUGCAUCCUUUGUUCCACUUUGCGAUUCCUUUAGCACAUUACGCAACAUCCCUUCAGUUUCUCUUUUUCGGUCUUUGAGUGAGGAGGAUGAAAAGGCAUUUAAAGAAUUGCAAGACAUGGAAACAAGGCUUUCCAGGGAGGAAAGGAAUUGUGGACUGAGUGCUGAUGCAAAUAAAUUGCACGCGUUGAGGCACUUACUCAUCCAGUUGCUGCUCCAAGUACUCCUUCGGCCAGGGGAAUAUUCAGAAGCUGCGUCUGAACUGACCAUAUGUUGUAAGAAAGUCCUCACGGCAUCUUCUGAUCUUCUUGCUUGCUCUGGAGAAGAUGAGGUAGAUGAUGAGGCAACGCCUGAGUUAAUGGAUGUUCUUGUUGACACACUGCUUUCAUUGUUGCCACAGUCAUCAGCUCCUAUGCGCUCUGCCAUUGAACAGGUUUUUAAAUAUUUUUGUCAUGAUAUGGACACUUACCUUGCCCAGAUUUUCAAGGAGAAAAAAAAUCAGGCUGGGAGUGAAACUGCUCAAUCUCAACUUGUUCUAUUCAAACUUCGAGUCCUUUCAUUGCUGGAGAUUUAUCUGCAUGAAAAUCCAGGCAAGCCUCAAGUUCUUACAGUAUACUCAAACUUAGCUCAGGCAUUCAUCAAUCCACAAACUGCAGAAGGUAGCGAGCAGCUUGGGCAGCGUAUAUAUGGAAUUCUUCAAAAGAAAAUAUUAAAAGCGAAGGAUAUCCCAAAGGGUGAGGCUGUGCAACUGUCUAUUCUCAACUCUUUGUUGGAAAAGAAUUUGAAGUUGGCAUCAAAACCAUUCAAGAGAAAGAAAUCAGCUGGUAACCCAUCAAAAAAGCAGUUAGCUUCUUGGAAUCGACAUAAAAUGAUUUCUUCCCUUGCACAGAAUUCUACCUUCUGGAUAUUGAAGAUCAUUGAUACGAGAAGUUUCCCAGAGUCUGAACUGCAGAAAGUCCUUGAUAUUUUCCAGACAGUCAUGGUAGGGUAUUUUGAUAACAAAAAGUCUCAAAUAAAAUCAGAGUUUUUGAAGGAGAUAUUCCGGAGACGGCUGUGGAUUGGGCAUCAUCUCUUAGGAUUCCUUUUGGAGAGAUGUGGGAGUGCAAAAUCAGAAUUCCGGCGAGUUGAAGCUCUUGACUUGGUGACUGAGAUAUUGAAGUCAUUGGUUCCUCUGAACUCUGGUGAAAGCAGCAGCCAGGAUGCGGCAAAAAAAGUGUUGAAGCACCAUAAGCAAAAACUGUGUCAUCUGAUAAAGGAGUUGGUGAGCAAUAUGCCUGAAAAGCAAGCAAGGCGAGCUGAAGUGCGAAAGUUCUGUAGUAGAAUCUUCCAGCUAAUAUCAUCCCAUAAGCUUUCAAAAUCUUUUCUCAAGGAUUUGGAUCCAGAUGCUCAAGCUGCUUGUGAGUCUAAACUUGGUGACAUCUUCACUAACCUCAAGACUGCAGAACACAAGCGGUAAGAACAGGCAGCGCUCGAUAUAUAUAUAUAUAUAUAUAUACAUGGUGAAAAGAUUUGGCUUUUGGGAUAAAAAAGUCAAAUCUGUUCCAAAUCUAAAAUUCACAUUCUGGGGCCAUGCCGUUCACAAGUCUAAAUAUCAAUGUCUUGGCAAUUUACAGCUGUUUAAAGACUUUUUUUUGGGGUGGAAUUAUGUCUGAGAAACUGCAGUGGUCUCAACAAUUUUGUCUGUUGAAUUUGUUAUUAAUAUGCAAAGAACGAAAUUAUACAUUUUGUGC